Habropoda laboriosa is the source of this 4021-nucleotide messenger RNA. RefSeq names its product ribonuclease 3 (gene drosha). NCBI's taxonomy places the organism in Eukaryota, Metazoa, Arthropoda, Insecta, Hymenoptera, Apidae. Bases 92 to 4021 code for a protein of 1309 amino acids. Gene Ontology annotation, cellular component: nucleus. Gene Ontology annotation, biological process: rRNA processing; pre-miRNA processing; regulation of gene expression. The transcript is spliced from 11 exons. Gene Ontology annotation, molecular function: double-stranded RNA binding; ribonuclease III activity. The record is from RefSeq and is a predicted model, not a curated record.
AAGGAAUAUGCCGCAAACAAUAAAAUUAAAUUUAAUAUCAAAAUUCUCUUAUAUUAAGGAAGAUUCGAAAUUGUGAAAUAUAUUAUAGAAAAUGGCAAAUCCUCCUCCAAAUGUUGGCCAAUCUUAUUUCUGGGGAUCAGGAGUUUCUCAGCCACAAAAUAUGGGAUAUUAUUCUGUUCCACCCCCAAAUUUUCCACCUCCAAAUUUUAGACAACCACCACCAUCAUAUAAUAUGCCUGUUUCUACUCUAUCUGAAAACAAAGCAGAGAAUUUUUUGCCACCAUCGUAUCAUUCUAUACCUACAUGCUAUCAAAAUGAAGUGUCAAACUCUUAUCAUGAUGUUUCUUAUCAGAAUCAAACAGAGUUACAGUGUAAUAAUCAAAAUUAUGGAUUAUCUAAUUAUUCUCAACCAGCAACUAGCAACUUUAAUUCAAAUUGGGAUGAUAGAAGUGAAUAUCAUAACAGUAGUAGCACAGAAUGGAAUUCUAACAUUUAUUCAUCUGAUUGGAACAAAUCACAAAGUAAUAAAGGUUCUUGGUAUGAGAGCAAUAAAGUACAAGAAGAUGACAGAAAGCCAAUGUAUAAAAAAUAUAAUGAUUCUCCAAAAAAUAGGAGAUCUGAGUGGAGAUAUAGGGACAAAGAAUCUUCUAAUAGUCAUACAGUUAGUAGAAAACGUUCAAGAAGUCCUGAGAGCAGAUCAAGAGAGAGUAGAUUAAGCAGAUCACCAUAUAGAUCAAGAUAUGACUCUCAAAAAGAUAGAUAUUCUAAAUACCAUAAAAAUAGAUCAACAUCUAGAGAACAUGUACACAGUGAAGAAGAUUCUGAAAGGAGAUCAUUAUACAAAAGAAAUACUUCCUAUGUAUCACGCUCUCAAAGAUCAUAUACAAGUUGUAGAAGCAGGAAAAGAUCAAGAUCUCAAGAAUCUUAUUCAUCUAGAGUUACUAGUCCAAGUAACAAUUCCUCCUCCAAGAGGGAUCCAACUGAAAGAGAAUUACUCUUAGAAAAAUAUAGGCAGGAUUAUUGUGCAACAAGCAAAGAUAUGGAAAGAAAAAUGGAUGAAUUGUCUGCUAUGGGUCCUGAAGGUAUUAUGGAAAAUGCAAGAAAAGUUUGGACACGUACAGCACCAGCAGAUUUGUAUUAUACUAGAGAUGAAAAUAAUCCGAAAAUAAUGAGGGGUACAGCUAAAUUACACGAAUUAUGUGAAUUAUUCAAGAAAAUAUUAUUAGACAGAGCUGCAGGUGCAAGAGCUUUGCAGCCUCCUUAUGAACCACCUCCAAGAAAAACUAGAGCUCGUUUAUGUAGACACAAGUCUGAAGCUUGUAGCAGUUCCUCUUCUGACAGUGAUAGCUCAAUGGAUGAAGAUGAUAGAACAAUGGAAGAACUAAUGGCAAAAAAGCAACAUCCACAAAGACUACAUCCUGAAAUGUGGUUUAAUGAUCCUGGAGAAAUGAAUGAUGGUCCAUUAUGUAGGUGUAGUGCAAAAUCGAGAAGAUCCGGUAUUAGGCACGGAAUCUAUGCCGGAGAGGGUGCAAUAAAUAAGUGUGAUUUAAAUUCGAACAAUGCCGAUAAAUUGUAUCAUUAUCGAAUAACAAUUAGUCCGCCGACAAAUUUUCUUACUAAAACACCAACUAUUAUUAAACACGACGAACAUGAAUUUAUAUUUGAAGGAUUUUCUAUGCUUUCACAUUUUCCCCUUGUAAAGUUGCCAACUUGUAAAGUAAUAAGAUUUAAUAUAGAGUAUACAAUCCUUUAUAUAGAUGAAAAAUUGCCAGAAAACUUUACCAUUCGGGAAUUAGAUUAUUUUCAAUAUUACUUGUUUAAGGAAGUAUUGGAACUUGUAGACUUUGAUCUACAAGCCGCGCAAAAUAAAUUUGGUUGUGGACAAUUUCACUUUAUGCCAAGAUUCGUACGUGAUUUAGCUGACAAUGGACAGGAGAUUUUAUCUAUGAACGAGGUUUUGAAUUAUUUAAUAAAAAGUAGUAAAUUGUUAAUAGAUCCAAAUGAUCUACCUAGGUUGGUGGAAAUGCCCCAAUGUAAGUGGCAAAAUUUUGCCGAUGAAGUGAAAGGCAUGAUUGUCACAUAUCCGGGGAAAAAGCCAUGUAGCGUUCGUGUUGAUCAAUUGGAUAGAAACCAAACUGAUCCACCGCCUGGAAUAAUUACUUACCCCGAAAUUGUACAUUUUGGAAUUAGACCGCCACAACUUAGUUAUGCAGGGAAUGCAGAUUAUCAAAAAGCAUGGAGGGAUUAUGUAAAAUUUCGUCACUUAUUAGCCAAUAUGCCAAAACCAUCGUUUGAAGAUAAGAGAAAAUUAGAAGCGAAGGAGAACAAGCUUCAAGAAUUAAGAACGCAAAGUAAAAUGAAACGCGAUGUUACAGUGGAUGUUACUUCUGAAGGAUUUUAUAGAACUGGCAUAAUGUGUGAUAUAGUACAACACGCCAUGUUAAUUCCAGUACUUGUUUGCCAUUUGAGAUUUCAUAAAUCUUUAGAUAACUUAGAGUGUACUCUAGGCUACGAAUUUAAAAAUAGGUAUCUUCUUCAAUUAGCGCUGACGCAUCCUAGUUACCGUGAAAACUUUGGCACAAAUCCGGAUCAUGCAAGGAAUUCUUUGACGAAUUGUGGGAUAAGACAACCUGAGUAUGGCGAUCGUCGAAUUCAUUACAUGAAUACCCGGAAACGUGGUAUUAAUACAUUAAUCAAUAUAAUGUCAAGAUUUGGUGCAAGGACCGAAACAGAAUCUUCAAUAGCGCACAAUGAAAGAUUGGAAUUCUUGGGAGAUGCUGUAGUCGAGUUUCUUACAUCGAUUCAUUUAUUUCAUAUGUUCCCUGAUUUAGAAGAAGGUGGCUUGGCCACUUACAGAGCAGCAAUCGUUCAGAAUCAGCAUCUCGCUGUGUUAGCGAAAAAAUUGAAUUUAGAAGAGUACAUGCUCUAUGCACACGGAAGUGAUCUGUGUCAUGAUUUAGAAUUGAGACACGCAAUGGCGAAUUGUUUUGAGGCAUUAAUGGGUUCGUUGUUCCUCGAUGGAGGUAUAGAGGUUGCUGACAGAGUUUUCGGGGAAACUUUAUUUAAGGACGAGGGAGAUCUUUCUAAAGUUUGGGUAAAUUAUCCAAAACAUCCUUUGCAAGAACAGGAACCAACAGGUGACAGACAAUGGAUACUAAGUUUUGAGCUAUUGCAAAAAUUAACAAAAUUUGAGGAAUCCAUUGGUAUAGAAUUUACUCACAUUCGACUUUUGGCUAGAGCGUUUACCGAUCGCAGUAUAGGAUACACAAAUUUAACAUUGGGUUCUAAUCAACGUUUAGAAUUUUUAGGAGAUACCGUGUUGCAACUUAUAGUUUCCGAAUAUUUGUACAAAUAUUUUCCAGAACAUCAUGAAGGACAUUUGUCUUUAUUACGAAGUUCUCUCGUAAAUAAUAAAACACAGGCUGUCGUGUGUGAUGAUUUGGGGAUGACUCAGUAUGCACUUUACGGUAAUCCAAAAGCCGAAUUAAAAACAAAGGAUAGAGCAGAUUUACUGGAAGCGUUUUUAGGAGCGCUUUAUGUUGAUAAGGGCUUGGAAUAUUGUCGUGUUUUCUGCGACGUAUGUUUUUUCCCACGCUUACAAGAUUUUAUUAUGAAUCAAGAUUGGAAUGAUCCGAAAAGUAAAUUGCAACAGUGUUGUUUAACUUUAAGAACAAUGGAUGGUGGAGAGCCUGAUAUUCCUGUGUACAAAGUGAUCGAGUGUAAAGGACCAACAAAUACAAGAGUCUAUACUGUUGCUGUGUAUUUCCAAGGAAAACGAUUAGCAAAGGCGUCAGGUCAUAGUAUUCAGGAAGCAGAAAUGAACUCAGCUAAAGAAGCUUUAGAAAAAUCUCAAGAUUUAUUCCCGCAACUGGAUCACCAAAAACGAGUAAUCGCGAAAAGUAUGAAAAUGCAACAAUGGCCAAAUAAGCAUAAAACAAGAGGUAGAUCAAUGAAACCUACAGAUAGACACGAUGAUUCUGAUUCCAGUCAACGUUCUAAAAGAAGCCGAAGUGAAGCAUAA